Molecule: messenger RNA, 382 nt
Organism: Geodia barretti
Lineage: Eukaryota; Metazoa; Porifera; Demospongiae; Tetractinellida; Geodiidae
Source: the annotation of a GenBank genome assembly
GUGAGGGUAGAGUUCACAGACAAGGCCAAUGACUUUAGUCUGGAGAUCCCAGAGGGAGCCAUUCCUGAGGGAGAGAGACUCACAGUUGAUGUGGGGUGGCCCUCUCUGGCCGUUCUAAGUUCCCAGAAGGACAUGUCUCAGGAGACUGGACGAGAUAUUAAAAGGAAUGAACUAGUCGGAUAUGAUGUGAAGAGGGAUGCAUUUGAGUUUAGGGCUACUAAUUCAUCGGAAGAGCCAACACUAGAGAUGACCAUUACCCAACCAGAGCAUGGAAUAAUUGGUGUUAAUGAACCUGGACUGUCCAACAUCAUAAAUUGACUUCUUCAUUCGAGAGCCAGUUUCAAAGGAAGCUUUUUGGCAGACAUUUGACCAAAGAGAAUGC